Heterocephalus glaber (naked mole-rat) is the source of this 2849-nucleotide messenger RNA. RefSeq names its product dynein axonemal intermediate chain 1 (gene Dnai1). Gene Ontology annotation, molecular function: dynein light chain binding; dynein heavy chain binding. Gene Ontology annotation, biological process: cilium movement; outer dynein arm assembly. The record is from RefSeq and is a predicted model, not a curated record. NCBI's taxonomy places the organism in Eukaryota, Metazoa, Chordata, Mammalia, Rodentia, Bathyergidae. Gene Ontology annotation, cellular component: outer dynein arm.
CCUACUCCUGAGGGGGCGGGGCUUAAUGGAGCAGGCGGAGCUCCUUGCGCUCAGACCCGCCUUCUCUCCUGGCCGCGAGGGCUGGUGAUCGCGGCGCCUGCGCCUUGAGUUUCUGUCAGUUGCUGGGUAACGGCGUCAGGGAGGAGUUCAGUCUAUCCUACAAGGGCGAAGGGACCCACAACGACAGCAGUCCCCAGAGAACCCCUGCGACUGGGAAUUGAAGUGGAAGUGAGUCUGGAUUUCCUGUGUGUAGUCAAGGAGACGAGCAAACUUCUUGUCCUCAGACGAGAGAGCGUUUCAUAGACUUGCUGGGGUUUGAGGUGCUUCCUGCUUCUGCGGAGAUGCCUCUGAAAGCGCCUCGUAAGCAGAAUGUCCAAGUCUUCUCUACUCUUCCAGUCCUUUAAGGUCCAGAUAUUCCUCGAUUUACAAUAGCACUACAUUCAGAUACACCCAUUAUCAGUGAAAAAUAUCAGUGUCAGCAUGGGCAGAGGAGCCAGAAAGAGAGAUGAAGAUUCAGGAACUGAAGUGGGAGAAGGGGCAGAUGAAUGGACACAGUCCAAAGCCACAGUUAGACCCCCUGAUCAGCUGGACUUGACUGAUGCGGAGUUAAAGGAGGAGUUCACCCGGAUCCUGACAGCCAACAACCCACAUGCACCCCAGAAUAUUGUCAGGUACAGCUUCAAAGAAGGCACAUAUAAACCUAUUGGCUUUGUGAACCAGUUGGCAGUUCACUUCAGCCAGGUUGGGAACCUGAUCCCCAAAGAUUCAGAUGAAGGACGGCGGCAGCACUACCGUGAUGAGAUGGUGGCAGGUCCACAGGAGUCUGCCAGGGUGGUGCUUUCAGAUGCAGGAAACCUUGAUGAAGAUGAAGAGCCCAAGGAACCAGCAAUUGAAGCUGAGAGUCAAAUAGAUAUGGCUAUAGCUGAGGUAGCUGAAAAAGUGGCUGAAGAAGAAUUGAUGACUCAUAAGCAGCCCAAGGACCGAAAGCUUACCAACCAGUUUAACUUCAGUGACAGAGCUUCACAGACCCUUAACCACCCUCUCCGGGAUCGAGAAUGCCAGAUGGAGCCUCCCCCUAGGACAAACUUUUCAGCCACAGCCAAUCAGUGGGAGAUCUAUGAUGCCUAUGUAGAGGAGCUCAAGAAGCAGGAAAAGAUCAAAGAGAAGGAGAAGACAAAGACUCCAGUGGCUAAAAAAACAGGGAAGCUGGCCAUGAGGAAACUGACAUCUAUGGAGUCCCAGAGCGAUGAUAUCACCAAAGUGUCCCAAGCUGCUAAAAUUGUGGAGCGGAUGGUCAACCAGAAUACAUAUGAUGAUGUUGCUCAAGAUUUUAAGUACUAUGAGGAUGCUGCCGACGAAUACCGGGACCAGGAGGGUACACUGCUGCCGCUCUGGAAGUUCCAGAAUGACAAAGCCAAGCGCCUGGCCGUCACUGCCCUCUGCUGGAAUUCAAAGUACAACGAUCUGUUUGCAGUGGGACAUGGCUCCUAUGACUUCAUGAAACAGAGCCGGGGAAUGCUGCUGCUCUACAGCUUGAAGAACCCCAGCUUCCCUGAAUACAUCUUCAGCAGUGACAGUGGCAUCAUGUGUCUCGACAUACAUGUGGACCAUCCCUACCUGGUGGUGGUGGGCCACUAUGACGGCAACGUGGCCGUUUACAACCUCAAGAAACCCCAUUCCCAGCCUUCCUUCCGCAGCUCGGCCAAGUCUGGCAAGCACACGGACCCUGUUUGGCAGGUCAAGUGGCAGAAGGAUGACAUGGACCACAAUCUUAACUUCUUCUCUGUGUCAUCUGAUGGAAGGAUAGUGUCUUGGACACUUGUGAAGAGUGAGCUGGUUCACACAGAUGUCAUCAAGCUAAAGGUGGAAGGAAGCACCACAGAAGUUUCAGAGGGGUUGGAGCUGCACACAGUGGGCUGUGGCACUGCCUUUGACUUCCACAAAGAGAUCGACUACAUGUUCCUAGUGGGCACAGAGGAGGGAAAAAUCUACAAGGUGAAGCAGCACCGCCCACAUCAGCUCCUCAUUGGGCCACUUGGACCUGAGCACUUGGGGAGCUUAAAGUACUUAACAAAUCCUGUUCUGACAGAUCUUAGUGCUCAUCAGUUCUGCAAGGCUUCUUGGUGCUCUAAAUCUUACUCUAGCCAAUUCCUUGACACCUAUGAUGCGCACAACAUGGCAGUAGAUGCUGUGACCUGGAACCCGUACCACACCAAGGUCUUCAUGUCCUGCAGCUCCGACUGGACAGUGAAGAUCUGGGACCACACCAUCAAGACCCCCAUGUUCAUCUAUGACCUGAACUCAGCUGUGGGUGAUGUGUCCUGGGCACCAUACUCCUCCACUGUGUUUGCAGCAGUCACCACAGAUGGGAAGGCCCAUGUGUUUGACUUGGCCAUCAACAAGUAUGAGGCCAUCUGCAACCAGCCCGUGGUAGCCAAAAAGAAAAAUAAGAUCACCCAUGUGCAGUUCAACCCCAUUUAUCCCAUCAUCAUUGUGGGUGAUGACCGUGGGCACAUCACCUGCCUCAAGCUCUCGCCCAACCUGCGCAAGAUGCCAAAGGAAAAGAAAGGGCAGGAAGUGCAGAAGGGUCCAGCAGUGGAGAUCACAAAAUUGGACAAACUGCUGAAUCUGGUGAGGGAAGUGAAAACUAAAACCUGAGGGCCUGGCCUCAGCCCCUGCUCCAUUUGAACCCAGGACUUGCAGCCCCUGGGCUGGAAACCAUGAUGCCUAAGUACUCGGCAUGUGAAUGAAGGCCCUGAUUAGGUCCCAGCAUUUGCUGUUCGCAUCUAUCAGGGUUAUGGGUAUGGUAAUCAUCAUUACCCUGUUACUUUAUAGAAAUAAACCUAUGU